Messenger RNA from Rhinichthys klamathensis goyatoka, 1770 nucleotides. It is a transcript of the gene derl3, whose product is annotated as derlin 3. NCBI's taxonomy places the organism in Eukaryota, Metazoa, Chordata, Actinopteri, Cypriniformes, Leuciscidae. Gene Ontology annotation, biological process: endoplasmic reticulum unfolded protein response. The record is from RefSeq and is a predicted model, not a curated record. Bases 201 to 944 code for a protein of 247 amino acids. The transcript is spliced from 7 exons. Gene Ontology annotation, molecular function: ubiquitin-specific protease binding; misfolded protein binding. Gene Ontology annotation, cellular component: endoplasmic reticulum membrane; Hrd1p ubiquitin ligase ERAD-L complex.
CACAAACAUUAUGAACCAUUAAGAAUAAAUAGUUGACGCUAACACUAAACGCGGACAUGCAUCUAUUGAUGCAUAGCCUAUCCACACUUAGCCGAUCGAUUGUUUGUUAGUGUAUUGAAAUGUGAUGUGAGAUAUAUAGCUGACUAUACGGAUACACAGUGAAAGUGUGCAGAAGAGUUUAGAUACGCCGGAGAAACAUUAUGGCUAACAGCGUCACUCAAGAGUACAUGCAGAUCCCUGCCGUGACGCGAGCAUAUACCACUGCAUGCGUCCUGACAACUGCAGCUGUGCAACUGGAGUUCAUCACACCGUUUCAACUCUAUUUUAACCCUGACCUGAUAUUAAAUAAAUACCAGGUAUGGCGACUGAUCACAAACUUCUUAUUUUUUGGACCUCUUGGAUUCAGUUUCUUGUUCAACAUGAUUUUUUUAUAUCGGUACUGCCGAAUGCUGGAGGAAGGCUCCUUCCGUGGGCGAACGGCAGACUUUGUCUACAUGUUCCUGUUCGGUGGUGUUCUUAUGACCCUCUUUGGUCUGUUUGCCAACCUGUUCUUUUUAGGACAGGCUUUCACUAUCAUGCUGGUUUAUGUCUGGAGUAGAAGGAACCCUUACAUCCGCAUGAACUUCUUUGGCCUUCUCAACUUCCAGGCCCCAUUCCUUCCCUGGGUGCUCAUGGGAUUCUCAUUGUUAUUGGGCAACUCCAUUGUCAUUGAUCUUUUGGGCAUUGGUGUAGGACACAUCUACUACUUCCUGGAGGAUGUAUUUCCUAACCAGCCAGGAGGCAGAAAGCUUCUUGCCACUCCUGGAAUUUUUCGAUUUUUGUUUGACGCGCCUCAAGAAGAUCCGAAUUACGCCCCCCUUCCAGAAGAUCAGGAUGGGAUAUCCUGGAAUGGACAAGGUGUAGAAGAUACUGGCCAAGAUCAAAAUGAGGAGGAUCCACAAUGAGAAGAAAACUGAAGGAUUCAAUACCACUAAGACAGCAAUAAACGUUGUCAUGCUUUUUAAGUCCUGUUUGUUUUAGUUGAAAAAGUUUAUGUCUGCAUGUCAAGUUCUGUAAGUCAGAAUAUUUUGAAGACACUCCUUGUUGAAGGGACAAUGCUUUAGCAUACGGUCCACUGUGGAUCCAGGAAAGACGGACACUGGUCAUCGUAGUGCCUUUGUGUACAAAAUAAAUGGAUCCAAAUUUUGCAUUCAGUGCCAUGCACAUCACAAAACAAGUUUUCCUUUGUUAUUUUGUUCUGGAAGAACAAUGCCUUUCUGUUUUACUUCACACCACAUGGUUUGAAACAAUUGCCGUAUUUUCGUCAACUUCUGUUUAAUGAAUAUUACAAAGUAGUGGUGGCUGGCAGCAUUGGAGUUUAAAGAGAAACCAUUCAAUCUCCCGAACUAUAAUCCAUCAUUUUAGAGGGAGUGCGGACGCCACAAGAGGGUAUUUUCUGGGUACAAUACUGUGGCAUAUCUCUUUUCCCACAACAGUCAGCGGCGAUGGAGGUGGACACAUUCACAAAUGUGCCGACUCUCUGAAAUGCCAAAUUGAACUGCAGACUAUGCAUUUUCAAGCCUUUGGUCUUUGUUAGCACAGCACCAUUGCAACAUACAAAAAGGCUUUGUGUGGUGAAACUGAAAUUGUCCGGAAGAGUUUGUCCUCCAUAAAAAGAAAUUACGCUUCUUAAAAACCAUGGAUAUAUGUGCGAGAAGACUUUUAUUUAAAUAUAAAUACAAACACACUUGUUUGUCUGAAGGCUCAUGAAUAAAGUUUUCAUAUUUGCCA